GAGCCUGGCCAGCAAAAGGCCAAGGCCAAGGCAAAGGCCGCUGAUGGCGCCGACCGGCGCCGGGAUGAGGCUGCGGCUUCUCGGGAGGGUGCCCGGCCGGCUGACGAGGCGGAGGUUGGGGAAGAGCACGCUCCGAAGGCUGAGACUGGCCGGGCGGCAGUGGGGGCGGAUGGCAAGCCGGAAGUGGAGCCGGCUUCGAAGAAGGUUUCUGGCAAAGCGCAAGGCUCGAACUUCGCAGGGAGAUCGCCGCCGGGCAACCAUCCCUGGUCCACCCGCUUCCGUUGCUGCAAAAACACCUGGGUCGAGAAGAUUCACCCUUUGGUCAAGCCCGGUCAUUAUGUGA
This is a messenger RNA of Symbiodinium necroappetens, 343 nucleotides long. The record is from the annotation of a GenBank genome assembly. NCBI's taxonomy places the organism in Eukaryota, Dinophyceae, Suessiales, Symbiodiniaceae.